This is a messenger RNA of Chenopodium quinoa (quinoa), 882 nucleotides long. RefSeq names its product lamin-like protein. Gene Ontology annotation, molecular function: electron transfer activity. Gene Ontology annotation, cellular component: plasma membrane. Bases 161 to 703 code for a protein of 180 amino acids. The record is from RefSeq and is a predicted model, not a curated record. The transcript has 2 exons. Lineage: Eukaryota; Viridiplantae; Streptophyta; Magnoliopsida; Caryophyllales; Amaranthaceae.
AGACAGUUGAUAUUUGAUAAACCAGCUAAUAUGGACAGUCUUGAAUAAUAUACAGUGAAAGCCAACAUCUUUUGCUGCUUUUAUUAUCACUACAUAUACCACACAAACACAAAACAUCCAGUUGGAAGUGGGGGCAAUUCACUUAAACCAUCAAACGAUCAUGUUGUCCAAUUCAUCACCCUCCCUUAUCCACAUCCUCCUCAUCGUUGUCGGUACCGCCUUUUUAAUCUAUCCGGCCACCGCUACCGACCACAUUGUUGGUGCCAAUAAGGGUUGGAACCCUGGAAUCAACUACACUGAUUGGGCUAACAACCAAACUUUUUAUGUUGGUGAUUACAUAUCUUUUAGGUACAAGAAAUUUGAAUACAAUGUGUUUGAAGUGAACAAGACAGGGUAUGACAAUUGUACAAUUGAAGGAGCAACAGGAAAUUGGAGCAAUGGGAAGGACUUUGUGCAUUUGAAUAAGAAAGGAAGAUACUACUUCAUUUGUGGUACUGGUGGUUGUACUAGUGGAAUGAAGGUUUCUAUUGUUGUUCAUUCUCUUCCUCCGGCGCCUUCGGCUUCUAUUGCUGCCACCAAACACUCCUCUGAAUCUACUAAACACGCCUCGGCUGCUUCGGAAGUAGUUACUUCGGGGCGGUUGUUGGUGGUGGUUUUAAGGGCGUUGUUAGUAGGUUUAGUGUCUUCAGUAUUGACGUGGUGACAACGGUCUUGUGAGAAGAGGUGCUAAAUUCAUGUGUAUCUUUUAUUUAUUCGAAAAAAAUGUUUUGACGGGAUAACCCAUUAAAAUUGUUUUGUUUUUGUAAGGGCUAAAGCGUUUAAAUUAAAUGUGGUUUUGUUUAAAUUAAUUCAUGUGUAAUGAAGAAAAGUGUGUUAAUUUCA